GCAGACCCAGCAGGCCACCGCUCUUUAGUCUGCAGAUAUAAACAGAAUGGGAUGUGCCUUCAUUGUGCAGCGUCAGAUACCGAUUGACCUUCUCAGUAUUUAAGGUUCCAUAUCAGCUGGUGCAAAGAUGUGACUGCCAUUUGGGCCUUCAUGACUGACUAUUCCUGGAAGCCUGCAUUACAAAUUACCGAUCUUUGGGGAUAAGUAAAGUUACUGGAUUUGCAGAGAUUUAAGACAUCAGAUAUGUCAGGCACAAUGAGGACAGCAUUCUCAAGAAACAGUGGGAAGAGUGUAGAAUGUGGAGCAAAGGGCCCAUACUGGAAUCUAACCUUGGCUGCUGCAGUAAAUAUUCUACCAGAGAGGAUGAUGCUGGUCAACAGUGAACACCUGAUUGACAACUUGUGAGUCGUCAAGCAGAAAUGAUGACAACACCUGCUCAAAGUUCCAGUUUCCUAAACUUUGUGCCAUGUCUGUAUGAGACUCCCACCUGUCUUCAGUCAUGUCUGGACCCAGUGGACUGUCUGGACAACAGUCUUGUGAGGCUCAUUAGAGAGAGGAUCAUGCAAGUUAACAGAUAACACCUGAUGGACAACAUGUGAUUCCAACUUGUGACAAUAAUUUUGAAGUUCCAGUUUCCUGAACAUCAUGUCCGUGUGAAACCCAAUCCCAUGUUGACGCCCUCGUUGGUGAAGUCUGGACUCAAUGACUCAUUUGAUCAACUGGGGUCAAGUGGCACAUUUUUAUCCUUCAUAUACUAUACGGACACAUGCUGUUUUCCCACUAAAUACCCUGCUGAGGCCUUUGUCACUCUGGCCACCACAGACCCAUACUGCAUGGGAGCUAUAGUAGUGGCUAGAAGUUUACGGCGUCACGGGACAACACGCAGCAUUGUUGUCAUGGUCACACCAAACGUCUCAGAACAGUCAAGGCUUUCUCUUAAGAAUGUGUUUGAUGAGGUCAUCAUGGUGGAUGUGAUGGACAGUGAGGACCCUCUACAUCUGGCCUUGCUCAGACGUCCUGAGCUCGGCAUCACCUUCACCAAGAUCCACUGCUGGACUCUGACCCAGUACAGCAAAUGUGUCUUCCUGGAUGCUGACACACUUGUUCUGUGUAACGUGGACGAGCUGUUUGAGAGAGACGAGCUGUCGGCAGCUCCUGAUCCCGGCUGGCCCGACUGCUUCAACUCUGGAGUGUUUGUCUUUAUACCAUCCCUCCACACCCACACCCGCCUUCUGAAUCACACCCUGCUGCAUGGCAGCUUUGACGGAGGGGACCAGGGCCUGUUGAACUCUUUCUUCAGUAGCUGGCCAGUGGAAGACAUCAGUAAACACCUGCCAUUUGUCUACAACCUCAGUGCCAGCUCCUUCUACACCUACCUCCCUGCUUUCCAACAGUUUGGCCACAAUGCAAAGAUUGUCCAUUUCUUAGGAGUACUGAAACCCUGGAGCUCACGCAACCAGAGAGACGACAGCCACUCCCACACCAUGGAACAGUUUGUUUCUCUGUGGUGGACGGAAUACCUCAGUUUCCCAACAAUGUCUCUACCGGGGCCACAGUCCAGUCAAGACUGUGAGAAACCAAAACCGGUCCAAGAACAAGAUGUCAAGAAGACAUUUAGAGAAACCUUGGACAACUCUGAUACACUGCUUGCACAUUUUUCACUCCGUUCUAAGAUGCUUCAUUCACCUUCUGAACCAAAGACGUGUUCCCACACAGAUAACACACUGUUGGAGGAAGAUUCAGGAACACCUAAGAGGACAGCGACCCAGGAUGACCCACCUUUUGGAGCAGAGGAGUUGAAGGGCCGUGAUGGGACCUCAGACACUGGUACACAUCCUAGGGCUGCAGACACUGAGGCAGAGAGGCUGGAGCAUCGCAGGCUGUGGGAGGCCGGGCAGGCUGACUACCUGGGAAGAGACGCCUUCCAAAACAUCCAGAGGAUGCUGGACCGCUUCCUGGAUUAACAGAUCACCCACAUGAGCAACUCUGUAACCCAAAAAUACGCAUCUGUUUAUCUUUGAAGUCCAUAUGUGUAUGACUUUUGACACCUAGUGGUAAUAUCAAGACACUGGGGCUGAGAUUGAUGUCAAAGUCCUUAUAUAUCCUCUAAAAUAGGGGUCAGCAAAUAAGUCUGGCAUCGGGACAAAUUUUUUUUCAAGCCGUUACAUGGCGGGCUAGAACAAAAUCAAAUUAUUUCAGAUCCAUGUAUACUCGUGUGCAGGUUUAGCUCAGUCUGUACUGUUUGGGACUCCUGAUGGGAAGGUUGAAAGAUCGAUUCCAAAUAACUGUAGAUUUUCUUUUCUCCCAGGACACUUUUGCACAUGCUCACAAUAAAGUGGCUGCAGUGUGUGCACACGUCCUGGCGUUUGAUCUGUAUUCAUAAUCCUAUGGAUGCUGAGGAAGUUCAGGGGAAUCUAAUCCCACGUUUACUGAUGGCUUUUUCAGAGGUGUGUCAACUAAGCCAGAGUCUCUUUUGAAUGCCCUUUAAAACUCUUCAAAGUAAAAGCUCUUAAUAAACUCAACAUAAAGCAUUGCUGCAAAAAACGUUCUGGUUCUUUUAUUUUGGAGGUACAGUCACUUAAGAAGAAGUGAUUGUGCAAGUAACUGUUGCUGUCAUGACUGAGAUCUCUUUCAGCACCAGCCGCUAUCAAUUUAUUUUUUAUUUUUGUGCUAUCAAAGCAAUGUGACAGCGGGCGAUUUAACGAUUUAUGCUUCCUUAUCGAAAAAUGCUACCUUAAUGCAAAUUGCUAACGUCUAAUCCUAACUCUAACCAUUAGCCAUGCAAAGAACUGCCAAGUAGCCCAUCUCGCUAGGUAGCAUAUAACGACAGAACACCUGUUCUGGCCCGCGGUCCGCCUAUUGCCGACCACUGCGCUAAAAUGUCUCUUGUGAUGUACAGUAUACCUCUCCCACCCACCCUCAUGGGGACAUUGAGACUGAAACCAACACAAUUUUUAAUAAUAAUAAUAAUAUAAAUUUAAUUUAUAGGCACCUUUCUAAACACUCAAGGUCACCUCCAUCCAUCCAUCCAUCGUCAACCGCUUAUCCUGCGUACAGGGUCACGGGGUCAAGGUCACCUCACAAAACAUAAUAAAACAGUCCAGCAAUAAAUCGAUAACAUUAACAACUAUAAUUACAGUGCAUAAAAUCAGGGUACAUAACAACUAAGAAAGAGAAAGGGUGAUCACGUGGGAUAUGCCAGCGGGAUUUAAAAAUGGAAAGUCAAUGUUGCGGAUGUCUGGUGGAAGAGAGUUCCAGAGACAAGGGGAAGAGCGGCUGAAGGCUCUGAACCCCAUGGUGGUCAAACUAGCAGGAGGUACAGUGAGGUGAAUAAAAGAAGAAGACCUAAGAGUACGGGUGGGUGUGUUAAUGUGAAGGAGGUCAGUGAGGUACAGAGGAGCGAGGUUGUGAAUGGCCUUGAAGGUCAGAAGCAGAGUCUUGAAAUCAAUGCGGUAUUUAACUGGGAGCCAAUGAAGCUGCUGAAGGACAGAAGUAAUAUGAUUAAUAGAAGGGGUUCUGGUGAUGAUACGGGCAGAGUUUUGAACCAGUUAAAGUUUAUCUAUGGAUUUGAGAGGAAGAGCAGCGAGAAGAGAAUUACAAUAAUCAAUGCGGAGUGUGACCAGUGUGUGAACGAGAGUGGCUGUACUAGUGGGUGAGAGAGAUGGUCGGAGGCGAGGAAUGCUACGUAAAUGGAAGUAUGCAGACCGAGUGACAUUAUUAAUGUGAGCUUGAAAUGAAAGUGUGCUGUCGAGGAUCACACGCAGACACUUGACCUUAGGGGAAGGGGAAACUGUGGAGCUGUCAAUGGUAAGAAGUAGAGGACAGGUAGAGCCUGUCAUCCGCAUAGCAGUGGAAAUGGAUGUUAAAUUUAUGGAAGAUAUGGCCAAGAGGUGGUAGAUAGAACAGAAGGGAACUGAAGGGGCACCGGUAGUGACAGGGGAUAGCUCUCAUUUGAAAUGUUUGAGUUGGAUGAACUGAGUGCGGCCAAAGAGAUAUGAUUUAAACCAGUCCAAGGGUGUAUCAGUGAAACCCAUGGAGAAUAAUCUGUCAAGGAGGAUGUUAUGAGAGAUGGUGUCAAAGGCUGCACUCAGAUCAAGGAGGAUGAGUAUAGUUAGUAGUCCGGAAUCAGCUGCCAUGAGAAGAUCAUUGGUAAUUUUUACCAGAGCUGUUUCUAUACUAUGGCAGGGACAGAAACUAGAUUGGAAUUGUUCAUAGAGGUUAUUGUCAGACAUGUGUGCAUCCACCUGAUAUGCAACUGUUUUUUCAAGGACUUUAGAAAGAAAAGGUAGGUUAGAAAUAGGAUGGAAGUUGUUGAAAUUGUUGGGGUCUGCACCAGGUUUCUGAAGUAUAGAAGUUAUUGCAGCUGAUUUUAGAGAUGAGGGAACAAUACCAGAGGUGAGAGAGAAAUGUAUAAUGGUAGUUAUUUGGGAAGAGAGAGAGGGUGAGCAGGCUUUUACUAAGAUGGUAGGAAGAGGGUCAAGCUGACAAGUAGUUGGUUUCGAAUUUCUAAUAAUUUCCAAUAUUUCAGUAACAGAGGGAAGCGAGAAACUUGAAAAUGAACAAGAAAGAGGUGUCGGGAGCACUGAAAAAGACUGUGAGAGGUGUAAGUAGUCAGUUGCUGGUGAAUCCUGUGUACUUUGGCAUUAAAAAGAGAGAGUCCGUUGGUUGUAAUACAUUACAUACAUUUAUCUGAAGCUUUUAUCCAAAGUGACUUACAAUUGCUAUUCAUGUCAGAGGUCACACGCCUCCAGAGCAACUAGGGGUUAAGUGUCUUACUCAGGAACACAUUGGUGGAUGGGUCACAGUGGGGUACUGAACCCAGGUCUCUCACACCAAAGGUAUAGUCUUAUCCAUUGCGCCGUCACCACACCAGUAGUAGGUUGUUGACCAUGGAGAACAGGGCUCUGGUGUUUCCUUCGCCUGAACUAAUUAUACCUGCAUAAUAGGUGGAUUUGGCUGUAGAAAGAACGUCCUUAGUGGAGAAUGUGUUUUUUAUACAUUUAGUCCAGUUUUCUUGUAAAGGUGUUCCAGGCGACAACCUUUUACCUUCAGUUGGCGUAGUUCUGAUGUAAACCAUGGGGCAGAAUGGGUGAAGGAAACAGUCCAGGUUUUUAAAGGAGCCAGAGAAUUUAAAAUGUUUUGAAGGCCAUCGUUGUAGUGAGAAACCAGUUCAUCAAGGUUGGAAAAACAGUUUAUACUGGCGAGGCAGUCAAUUUCACUAGAGAGAGUGUUUAAAUUAAUGUCCUUAAUAUUUCUGAAUGAAAUGACACGUGGCAGUUUUAUUUUAGACAGUGUUAAGUUGAUAUUAAAAGAAAUGAUUGUGAUCAGAAAUGGGGAGGUCAGCCGCAGUGCAACACCAGAGCAGCAUACCAAGUCCAAAACAUGACCUUUGGAGUGAGUGGGAAAGUGAAUAUGUUGCUCCAAUCCAAAACUGUCCAGGCAAGAUGGAAAUUCCCUUGUGUAUGCAUUAGUGGUAUUGUCCAUAUGUAUAUUAAAAUCCCCAAGCAGUAUUACAUUAGGCGAGAGUGAGCAGAUAAAUGUGAGAAAAGCAGCAAAUUCAUUUAUAAAGUCAGUAUUGGGCUUGGGUGUACUAGGGCCGUUCAGUUGUAGGGUGAUGGAUUCAAAUGAACCGUGAGAAGGUUCAGUGAGUCACGGGGUUAACAGGGCUUUGUCACUGUCAGUAAUCUCAGCUAUGAACUAACUAUCAAAACGCUAGAAACCACUUCUGGUCAAUACAACAAAAUCAGUGUACAGUACCAGCUGAAAAUUGGCAUGAUAGACAUAACAUGGUGGUAAAUGAUAAAUGGACUGUACUUGUAUAGUGCCUCUCUAGUUUUCUGACCACUGAAAGAGCUUUACACUACACCACAUUCACCCAUUCAGACACAUUCAUACACUAAGGUGCCAACUACUCAUCAGAAACAGCAAUUAACAUUCACACACACUCAUACACCGCAGCAAUUUGGGGUUCAGUAUGUUGCCCAAGGACACUUUGACAGGCAGACUGGAGGAGCCUGAGAUUGAACUGUCGAUCUUCCAAUUAGCAGGCAACCUGCUGACAUGACAGUACAAGUUAUGUAUGUUAUGUGUGUGGGUCAGAAUAAACUACAGCUUGUGUGUUCAUGGUGAUGAAGGUGAUGUCAGCCAGUGUAGCAGUGAGGCUCCCUGAUAGGUUUAGUUGUUUCUGUACAACAAUGGAGCUCUAUGGCUUAGAGGAAUAAGAGGCAUCAGGCUGUGAGACACACUGGAGUUGUUAGGAGAUACAUUCACUGGUUUGGCUCUGAGCGUGGAGUUUGUUUAAACUACACACAAUAAAUAAUAGCAUUGAAACAUACAUAUUUAAAGUACUUGUCUCCAUGUCAGAAUUUCUUACCAUCCUCUAGUAGUACCAGUAACUGUCAGAUAGUUACUCUCUUUUAAUUCUAGUAAUACCAAAAGUAACUUGAUGUAGAUGUUGCAUACACCUACAGCAGUAGUAAACACUACUUUUUAAUCAAACAAAGAAUCAAUUUAGCAGAGACCCUUUCAUGUAAUUGGACUGCUGCAUGACCGCUGCAUGAAAAAGUGUAAUUUUUAUGCAAGUCAUUUUUAACCUCAGUCUACAUAAUUGCUUACUCACACUCAUUAGAGCAUUCGAGAUUCAGUAUCUUGCCCAAGAACACUUUUAACAUGCAGACUGGAGGGCCUGGGGAUCAAACCACUGUCUGAUUAGGAGACAGCUUGCUCUACCUCCUGAGCCAAAAUCAACUCUCUGUUAGCAACUCCUCAAAACUUGGAAGAAAUUACUACUAAAUUAAUCUAUAGAAUUCAUAAAAUAAAGCAUUACCACUUAUCCUGUUUGAUAGACUACGUUACAAAAGCAAUAUUAUAUAUUGUGAAUGUUCUACUCUGUAAAAAUGUAUCCAUGUUAACAAUCAA
Messenger RNA from Micropterus salmoides (largemouth bass), 6918 nucleotides. RefSeq names its product glycogenin 2 (gene gyg2). NCBI's taxonomy places the organism in Eukaryota, Metazoa, Chordata, Actinopteri, Centrarchiformes, Centrarchidae. Gene Ontology annotation, cellular component: cytoplasm. The transcript has 12 exons. Bases 669 to 1964 code for a protein of 431 amino acids. The record is from RefSeq and is a predicted model, not a curated record. Gene Ontology annotation, molecular function: glycosyltransferase activity.